AUGGCUGACGUCAAGAAGCUUUGCAUGGAAUCGCUGGGAACUGUUCCACUUGGCAGAGCGCCGGAACAGGUACAGAAUGGAAAGGACUUCUAUAAAUUCGAGAAACUCGGCACUGGUUUGCUUUUAUCGGUCCAUCUCCUUGCCAACACUUACGACAACGAGAUGGUAUUCCGCGCAUUCUGUCGUGAAACCAUCGACAGGCACGUUGGCCGAGACCUCGAUCCCGCUUUGUGGAAGGUUUGCUGCUUAGAAUCACGAAAUAAGAUGUGGAGUACUAAUUAG
This is a messenger RNA of Ostertagia ostertagi, 282 nucleotides long. The record is from the annotation of a GenBank genome assembly. NCBI's taxonomy places the organism in Eukaryota, Metazoa, Nematoda, Chromadorea, Rhabditida, Trichostrongylidae.